ACCACAAAGCCCUCCUUCUUUCUUGCUCGGUCAACAGUGAUAAAGGCCCAUCAGCUUUCAGAUUUUUAAACCCUUGGAUCCACCACACAAAUUUCAUUUCAAUUGUCAAGGAAUGCUGGACCAAAAUGCCUACUGUUGGCGGUAUGCAUGGACUUGUAGCCAAACUCAAGGGUCUCAAAUCCUGUCUCAAGGCUUGGAACAAGGAUGAGUUUGGUCAUAUUUUCGAUAACCUCAAGAAUGCUGAAAUUUAUGCCACUACCACCCAGCAGCUAUAUGAAGAUAACCCAACGGAGGCCAACCGUGUAACAGCACAGGAAGCUAACGCCAGGUUGCUCCUUGCUAGCCACAAAGAAGUUGUCUAUUGGAAGCAAAAAGCAAAUGCCAAAUGGCUAGAACAUGGGGAUAUGAAUUCCAAGGUGUUCCAUGCUUUCGCCAAUGGCAAGAGAAGGAAGCUUGCUAUCAAUCAUAUCAUUUCUCCUACUGGUAUUGGGCUCUUAGACAGUUCCCAGAUUCGUGAUGCGGCAAUAACCCAUUUUUCCAAACAGUUCCUGGCCCCUGCCGAACCACCCCCCUUGCACAACCUAUCCCAUUUACCUUCCCUCCUUUCAGACGAGGACAACACCAUGCUUACUGCCCUCCCCACCUUGGAGGAGGAAGAUAUGCUUAAAGCCUCCCAAGAGUUCUUCUUAGGGUUCGCCAUCCCCCAUGCUUUUGGAAGCACCCUUAUUACUUUAAUCCCUAAGAAGGAUUGCCCUAAAAGCUUCGACGACUACAGGCCCAUUUCUUUGAGUACUUUUAUGAGCAAAGUUAAUACAAAGAUUUUAGCUUGCAGGUUAAAAAUCAUCCUCCCCAAGAUUAUCUCCAACAAUCAAGCGGCGUUUCAAAAAGGGAAGUGCAUGUCUGACCACAUUCUCCUUGCUAUGGAAGCUUUGCACAACUUGAACAGGAAAACGUUUGGAGGAAACGUCAUCAUUAAAAUUGACAUGGCCAAGGCGUUUGACACCCUACGGUGGGACUACCUGGAGGCGGUUCUUCUUCGGUUCGGUUUUAGCAACAAAGCUACUAACCUUCUCAUGGCUAACCUAAAAGGCAGUAUGCUCUCAGUCCUCAUUAACGGGCAACCUGCGGGCUACUUUCCCAUGACUAGGGGUGUCAAGCAAGGCGACCCUCUUUCGCCUCUUCUUUUCAUAAUUGCAAGUGAAGGUUUGUCUCGGCUACUUAACAGAAGCAUGGAUGAAUCCCAUAUCCAGCUUUACAACAUGGGAAGUGUGAAGUUUAUAGGGCACCUCACCUAUGCCGAUGACAUAAUGAUCUUUACUAAAGGUGACUCCAUCAAUCUACUCAAACUCAGGAAGCUGCUGGAUGAAUACUCUUCAGAUUCUGGUCAGGUCAUUAAUUCAGCCAAGAGCAAGUUCUACGUCAAAGAAACCACAAACAGUACCCACCUGCAGAACAUGGAGAAAAUCCUGGGCAUGCAUUUAGGAUCCUUACCCUUCACCUACCUUGGAGCUACCAUCUGCAAAGGGAAACUUAAAAAACACCACUGUGGCAGCCUGAUGGAUCACUUUGACAAGCAUAUUCACUCGUGGUAUAGCAAAACACUGAACCAAAUGGGACGCCUGAUUCUCACCAAGCAUGUUCUCUCGUCCAUCCCACUACAUAUUCUAGCCGUGCACUCCCUCCCGGUGGCAGUCAUCAAUCUUCUUCAUACUAGGAUGGCCAAUUUCUUUUGGGGAAGAAGGCACGGCAACCAACUACACCACUGGAAGAGCUGGAAACAUCUUUGUCAAUCCUCAAGCAUUGGUGGGCUUGAUAUUAAGGAUCUUCAAACACUUCAACAGAACCAAUCGAUCAAGCUUUGGUGGCGGGUGAAUCAUGAUACAGGUGUCUGGGCUAACACCAUGCGAGCCAUCUACAUGCGCAAGGGCACAAUCAAAGAGAAGCUCACUGAUUCCACGCCAUGGAAGAGAAUUUGCCGGCGGCAAAGGGAACGAAAUCGUAGCACUAAGCACGAAGUGCGCUACCGACUCGCUGUCUGGAGUGGUACAGUGAAAACAAUUGAAGCAAUGAGCAUGAAGUGCGCCGCUGACUCGCUGUCCGGAGCGGAAAGGCUGCCCACCCGCGGUGACGACAUCGCGACAUAUGGUGGCGAUGAUUGGAUUCUCAACAACGAGGCGGUGGUCAUCCGAGAGCUUGGAAUCACCAACCUCAUCUAUCACAGCGGCGCACCAACCAUCCCUUCAGCCCCGCCGGAAAAGCAUCUUCUGCUCUACAUCCUCACCUGGAUUCUUCGUCCCCGGGACGGUAGCCACACUUGUCUCUUCAACGAGGAUCUCAAGGCCGUUCAUGCCAUCACCCAUGGCGCCUCGAUCAAUUGGGCAAAAUACGUCAUGAUUCACAUGGCGGAUUGCGCCUCAAUCACCACUGAGCGGAGCUUUCCAUACGCAUUCCUCGUCAUGGAUCUCAUUGUUGCCUCCGACAUCCACAUCGCCGGCCCGGACACGAAGAUGACGAAGCUUUGGAUCAUCCAAAACAGCACCUUCCGAAAGAAGUCCGGUGACAGAACCGGCGUAGGACCCAGUCGGGCUCCGGCCCCCGCUCCCGCCAAGGCCUCCUUACAGUCCAUAGCCGAUACCCUGAAUCGGCUAACCAUCACCGUGGAUGGCAUGGGCCAGUACCUAGAGAGGAUGGACUGGACGCUGCAACGCCAACACCACGACAUGACGGCGUUCUUCCACGGCAUCAACUACGUCCCUCCGCCCUUUGACACCACCUUCCUUGGCCAAAACUAUGAAGGCGAGGACGAGGAGGAUAACUCCUAUGCUCCGUCCUCCUCCCCCGACGAAGCCGACUUUAAGGACGCGGUCGACGGGGAUCCCAUGGACGUUGAGGACGACAAAGAAGACGAUGACGCCGAGAACGAGGACGCCGAUGCUUAGACUCUUCCUUCUCUCCUUUCCCUACUUUAAUUGAAUUUCUUUUAUCUAUUUCAAUUCCGUUGUAUUCCGCAUUUUCUCCUUUUUUUAAUGAAGCACUUACCUCUCC
Molecule: messenger RNA, 3045 nt
Organism: Cuscuta campestris
Lineage: Eukaryota; Viridiplantae; Streptophyta; Magnoliopsida; Solanales; Convolvulaceae
Source: the annotation of a GenBank genome assembly